Chaetomium strumarium is the source of this 1026-nucleotide messenger RNA. Its product is annotated as glycoside hydrolase family 61 protein. The transcript has a single exon. Bases 1 to 1026 code for a protein of 341 amino acids. Lineage: Eukaryota; Fungi; Ascomycota; Sordariomycetes; Sordariales; Chaetomiaceae. The record is from RefSeq and is a predicted model, not a curated record.
AUGCCUUCCAUCACGUCCACAUCUCUCCUUACCGCCCUCGCGGGCGCCGUGUCGGUUGCGGCCCACGGCCAUGUCCGGAACAUAGUCAUCAACGGUGUCUCAUACCAGGGCUAUGAACCGUCGAUGUCUUACAUGCCGAACCCGCCCAAGGUGGUUGGUUGGACGGCCAGCAACCAGGACAACGGCUUCGUUGCGCCCGACGCCUUCGCCAGCGGCGACAUCAUUUGCCACAAGUCGGCCAAAAACGCGGGAGGCCACGCGGUUGUUGCGGCGGGCGACAGGAUCUUCAUCCAGUGGGACACAUGGCCCGAGUCGCACCACGGCCCCGUCAUCGACUACCUGGCCAACUGCGGCGACGCCGGCUGCGAGACCGUCGACAAGACCAGCCUCGAGUUCUUCAAGAUUGACGAGGUCGGCCUGGUGGACGGCACCAGCGCCCCCGGAUUCUGGGGCUCCGACCAGCUGAUUGCCAACAACAACUCGUGGCUGGUCGAGAUCCCGUCCAACAUCAAGCCCGGUUUCUACGUGCUGCGCCACGAGAUCAUCGCGCUCCACAGCGCCGGCCAGGCCAACGGCGCGCAGAACUACCCGCAGUGCUUCAACCUGCAGGUCACGGGCUCCGGCACCGCUAGCCCCGCCGGCGUGCUCGGCACCAAGCUGUACACGCCCACCGACAAGGGCAUCCUGGCCAACAUCUACACCUCGCCCGUUACCUACGAGAUCCCCGGCCCGGCCCUGAUCGAGGGCGCCGCUAGCAUCGAGCAGAGCUCGUCCGCCAUCACCUCCUCGGCCACCGCCAUCACCGGCUCUGCCUCGGCCCCCGCCGCCGUCGCCACCACCACCACCGGCAACGCCGCUGCCACCACCACCGCCGCUUCUUCCACCACCGCCGCGCCCGUCCAGACCUCAGCCGCGGCUUCGGCUGCCCCGGUCGCCUCGUCGACCAGCACCCGCCCGCGCCCGACCGGCUGCGCGAACGCCAAGAGGCGCCGCCACGCCCGCGAUCUGGCCAAGCGCAAGCUCUAA